CAGCCGAAUCGUUAUUUUCUUCGCUAAAGUAGCUGUAGUUUGUGCUCUUUACCAAAUUAUUUAAGAAACAAUGGAAAGACAACGAGUACGAGUACCUCGCGGGCGACGCACGCGUGGCGGUCAAGGUGGUGGAUUGGGAGUGCCUACGCGAGGUGGGGCUCAGAGUACCACGCCGCAGGGUCCGGGACCUCGCUCGCACAUAAAACGCAAAGUUCCUGGAAUGCUCACUAAGGUAACCAGUGGAUCACUGGAGAGCAUUAAACAGGUCCAAGCUAUGGAAACUCCGCUCUCCAAAAACACGAGGUCGAGGGACCGGUCGCCGGCAAAGAAACUACCUGAUGGAUUACAAUCUCUUUGGUCCUCCUUUGAAGAGAUCAGCCCCGUCUCCCCCGCCAAAUCAGAAUGCAGCAGCAGAAGCAGCCAGUCGACUCCACAGAGUACCCCUAAAAAGCGACCUUCGAAAAAUGACUCUACCAGAACUACCGGGAAGAGUCCAGCAACAAGGCGGCGCUUGAAGCUCGCCGGGCCUUCAUCUUCAGAUAAGAGGAAUAAUUCCAUGUCACACGAGGAAAAAGCCCACCUCACAAACUAUGGCAGCGACGAGGAGAGCAACAGCGAUAACGAAGAUGAAGAUCUAUUGGCCCAGCCAGUGCUGAUGCCCAGGACUGCCGAAUUUUUUGUAUUGGAGGUAGAGGAGGAGAUCGAGGUCUCAUCGACAAACGUCGAUUUAUGCUUUAAUUGGCCACCUCAUUGCAUUUUCCUGCAGCCUGAACCCAGCGCCGAAGGCGAGCUUGAACCCAGUGAAGAAAGCGAGCCCGAACCGAGCGCCAAAUGCGAGGCCGAAUCGAGCGCCGCGGCUGAGCCUAUUGAUAAGUUUGAUUUCAAGUGGAGAGAAUUUCCACAAACUCAAACUCCUCCCGAAUUGAGAAGGGAAGCAUUUGUUGAUAUGGGUUGUGGUCCCACAGUACGAUUAGCGAGCCCAUAUGAAGCGUUUACUGCAAUAUGGGAUCGUCAAAUAAUGGAGCAUAUAGCAGUAGAGACAAACAGAUACGCUCAGCAGGUAGCGACUGCCAUGAUUAAUAACGGGACACUUCGUCCAACCAGCCGUAUUACAAAAUGGCAGGACACGGACGUUGAUGAGCUCUACGUGUAUUUCGCAAUAAUCAUGGCGACAGGGAUUUUAGUGAAAACACGCACAGAAUCAUAUUGGAAUGAUGCUCAAUCUUUCCCUGGAUUUUCGGAUUUGUUAGUUACCCCUGGAUUUUCGGCAACAAUGUCUUUUACCCGUUUUCACCUGCUUUCGAAAUGUCUACACUUUAAUAAUAAUAAUAACUGCAAUCCAGACAUAAUGACGCGAUCGGAAGCGAAGCUUUUUAAGAUGCGACCGAUUUUUGACCAUCUUAACGAACGAUUUCCUCGGUUAUAUCAUUUAUCGCGAAACAUUGCUCUAGAUGAGAGUCUCACUAAAUGGAAGGGCCGUUUAGAUAUAAAACAAUUUAUCCCGAAUAAAACAGCUGGAGUCGGAAUUAAGACUUACGAGAUUUGUGAGUCCAAGACUGGCUACUUGUGGCGGUUCGAAGUACACGCGGGGCACGAACAACCUUCGCAAGAUAAUCCUUCGCCCGGGAUAGUGAAUACUCUCGUACUCAGACUUCUCGAUGGUCUCGAGCACAGGGGUCACACUGUAUGGAUGGACAACUAUUACAAUAGUCCUACGCUUGCGCGAGAGUUAAAGUCGCGGGGAUUGGACUGCGUCGGAACCCUCCGUUUGAACCGACAGUUCGUUCCAACUGAACUAGCUAAUUUGACCAAGAAGGAUUUGGGAGUCGGUCAAAUGCUGGGCUGCACUUCAGGCGAUGUAGACUUGAUGGUAUGGCGAGAUAAGAACAUUGUUCCUUUUAUCUCGACGUACCAUGGGUUUGCAGCCGCGAAGUCUGGCAGCGGUUUAAAGCCCUCAAUCGUACCCGAUUAUAAUGUAUGCAUGGGUGGCGUCGAUCGAAAGGAUCAAAUGCUCGCGAUGUAUCCUUUGGAACGGCGGCGAGGUCGAGUAUGGUACAAAAAGUUUUUUAGGCGUCUUCUGAAUGCCAGCAUCCUGAACGCGUACAUUCUUCUCCGCACACAGACGGCAAUUACCCACCGCAGUUUCCGUGAAACUCUGGUGCGGGAAUUAAUUGCUAAACACUUGCCAUCUCGACCCGCAGCUGCUCCGACGUCGAUGUUACAUUCUUCAAUACAUUGUCCGGGUCAGUAUGACUUUGUGGCGGGAAAAUGUCACGAACGCCCGAGGCGAUGUUGCGUUGUAUGCAAAAAGCGAACAUCUACAUACUGUAAGUCGUGCAACGUUCCGCUGUGCGUAUUCACCUGCUUUGAGCCACAUCACACUCGAAAGCGCAGAAUAUAAUAUUAUAU
Aricia agestis (brown argus) is the source of this 2409-nucleotide messenger RNA. RefSeq names its product piggyBac transposable element-derived protein 4-like. The record is from RefSeq and is a predicted model, not a curated record. Lineage: Eukaryota; Metazoa; Arthropoda; Insecta; Lepidoptera; Lycaenidae. The coding region runs from base 71 to 2401 and encodes 776 amino acids. The transcript is spliced from 7 exons.